Leishmania mexicana MHOM/GT/2001/U1103 is the source of this 633-nucleotide messenger RNA. RefSeq lists its product as hypothetical. Lineage: Eukaryota; Euglenozoa; Kinetoplastea; Trypanosomatida; Trypanosomatidae. The record is from RefSeq and is a predicted model, not a curated record. Gene Ontology annotation, molecular function: protein binding. Bases 1 to 633 code for a protein of 210 amino acids. The transcript has a single exon.
AUGUCCGCGACCGCCCCCGCGACAUCUAUGGGCCCUUUGCCCUACCCGAACGCAUUGCAAAGCCGGCACACCACGGCCGAGCACCAUCAGAUCGCCGCUGCUGCCGUGCACGUCUACCAGAGUACCCUCGAGCAAGAGAAGGCUCUCCUGCAAGAAACUGACGCGCUGCUUAGCGAAGAGGAGGCGGGGCGACUCCAGCGGAGAAUUGACAAUCAGGUUGCCGCUGACGCCACUGCCGCACAAUUUCGCGACCGCGCCUGCAAAGUCGUCGCCAGUGUGCCGAGCGAGCAGUAUCGCAGCGAAGACGUCGCCAUCGACAUCUUCCACGCAGCGUGUGACGGUGAUGUAGCGGCUCUCGACGCAUGCCUACGAAGCGCGUCAAGCAUCGACGCCCUCGGGCAGCCAGACCCGGCGCGGUACAACGGCGUUCAGUUCAAGCAGCGGUGGCUCUUCCGCGCGCCGCCGCUCGUCUUCGCGGCCGCCUUCGGACGUGAGGAGGCGGUGCGCUUCCUGCUAGAACACGGGGCAGACCCGCACGUGGCGUCCACCACUGGGCUGCGCGCGCAAGAUUACGCGGCACAGCGCGGCUACAGCGCGAUUGUGUUAAUGCUGACCAGCAGUACGUCGCCCUGA